Messenger RNA from Didymodactylos carnosus, 501 nucleotides. The record is from the annotation of a GenBank genome assembly. NCBI's taxonomy places the organism in Eukaryota, Metazoa, Rotifera, Eurotatoria, Philodinida, Philodinidae.
AUGCAGACGAUUUUAAUACUUUUUCUUUGGUGCAUUAUUGGUGUCGUUUCACGCUAUAGACAAUCUUCUGAAGACGUGUAUGAUCCACUACUAUCAUCUGACGAAGAACUAACUGAACGAUCAUUUUCGGACAAAGAUAUACGUGACUUAUUUCUACUACAAGAUAGUUUAGUAAAACGAGCCAACAGUGGACAAGCAACUUACUACACUGUCGGAGGUGGUUAUACAGCAUGCGGAUCCAGACAUAAUGAUAAUGAAGCUAUAGCUGCUUUGAAUUCUGCACAAUUUGAUCCACAAACGCCAGGUGGAAAUCCAAACAGAAAUACGUUAUGCAACAGACGUGUACGGGUUAACGGUCCCAAAGGAUCGGUUGAAGUCAGCAUUGUUGAUCGAUGUCCAGGAUGCGGUUGGGGAAGUUUGGAUUUAUCACCAUCGGCAUUUCAAAGGAUAGCUGGAUCACUAGACGUUGGCAGAGUAAAUAUUAACUGGGAUUGGAUUUGA